CGCGUUAUAAGUACGGCCACAGCGAACAGCCAACAUGCAGCUGAGUAGCAGAGCCCUACCCGAUCAAGGUAUCUUUUGAUAGCAAUUCGCAUGAGACCGGUGGUUGCUCGUCACUACUUCCCCUGCUUCCACCCCCAGGAAACGUAGGGAAGCAAUGGCGAGUGAUCUGAGAAAUACGGUCCGAACUUGAUCAGGUUAAACCCUGCGAAAGGACAUCAUGCUUUGCUCCCCUAUGCCCCAAGGCUGCUACUAAUAGCUCUAGGUCGCCCUCAUGGAACCUAUCGCAAACCAGCACGAUGUUGCGACCGCUGAGAAAAUACCUCAGUUUGCGUCAAACACGACAGACGGACCACAACUGCCCACCACCGCGCAGGAGUCGCAGGUAGAUAAUGGAACACGCCUUGGAAGAAUGCGACAAUCAUGGCAGGCUUUUGAGAAGCAGCUUGUCUCAUACAAUCUCGAAGCACGUGGGAUCCAGCGCGUCGAACUAGACGAGCGACAGGACUUGCGCCUAUUAGGGUACUCCCAAGUCGCCAUCAUGUGGUUCUCCGUUAAUCUUGCCGCUAAUAACAUCACCCUUGGCAUGCUGGGUCCUGCCGUCUUUGCGCUCGGCUUUGUGGACGCAUGUUUGUUGAGCAUCUUCGGUUCGUUCGUGGGCUGCCUAGUCAUUGCCUACAUUGCGACGUUUGGCCCCAAAAGUGGGAAUAGGACCAUGAUUUUUUCACGAUACAUCAUGGGGUGGUGGCCCUCCAAGAUUGUGGUGGUUCUCAACAUCAUCGUUCUUCUAGGCUACGCGAUGAUCGACUGCGUCGUUGCAGGCCAAAUCCUCUCGGCGGUGUCGGGAGGCUCCAUGUCGGUCGUGGUAGGCAUCAUCAUUAUAGCCAUCAUCGCGUGGGUCAUCACUACUUUCGGAUACCAAAUCUUCCACUAUUACGAGCGUUGGGCUUGGCUCCCACAAGUCAUCGUCCUCUGCAUUCUAGCUGGUGUAGCCGGUCCACACUUCAACAUUUCGUCUGCCUCCCACGGCGAUGACAAUCCAGACACCACAAUUGGGACGCGCAUCAGCUUCUUCGGCUUGACCCUCGCAGCGGCGAUCACCUACGGUGGAGGAGCAGCCGAUUACUUUGUGUAUUAUCCCGAGCACGCAUCUUCCUGGAAGAUCUUCAGCAUGACUAUGAUUGGGCUAAUGUGUAGCUUCACAUUUGCUUUCGUCCUGGGUGUCGGGCUGGGGUGCGGUAUGCUGGCAAACGCUGACUGGGAAGCUGCAUUUGCCGUCUCCCAAGGCGCUCUCAUCGUUGAGGCGUAUAAACCUCUUGGCGCAUUCGGCUCUUUCUGCGGCGUUGUCGUUGCUCUAGGUCUUGUUGCCAACCUUAUUGUUCCGACAUAUUCUUCUGGUAUCGACGCACAGAUUCUCGGUCGCUGGGCAGGCGCUGUACCCAGGGUGGUCUGGAACACCGUCGGUGUAGUAAUAUACACUGUGUGCGCAUUAGCAGGACGCGAGCAUCUCGCCGUGAUCUUUACCAACUUCACAUCUCUCAUGGGAUACUGGGUAUCUGUCUGGAUUGCCAUCACUCUAGAAGAGCACUUCAUCUUCCGCCGCAAGACAGGGUUCAACUGGGAAGUAUGGAAUCAGAAGAAGAAGCUGCCAUUAGGCAUUGCAGCUUUUGUAGCUUUUGUGGUCGGCUGGGUGGGCGCGAUUAUGUGCAUGGCGCAAGCUUGGUACAUUGGACCGAUCGCUAAGCAGGUGGGAACACAGGGAGCGGACAUGGGCAAUUUUGUUGGCUUUGCAUGGGCUGCGCUUGUGUACUUUCCGUUGAGGAUGUGGGAACUGAAGAGGUUCGGACGAUGAUCGAUAUAUCCUACCACUCCAACAGAGUCAUCGUUUAGCGAUCCAACUCGUAUGGAGUAGCCUGUUCUCCUGAACGAUGUUCAAGACAACCCCCCGCGCUGUUUCAUGACGACAGUAUGAAAAUCAUACUACUCUCCUGGUCUGGCCUCUAUAAACUAGACAGCGCUCUGGGGCGCACACUAUACUUGGCUUAUGGUAUCUGUCAUGUUCUACUCUUUCAUCAUGUUUCUAUGUCCCUCGUUCGAUGCGUCUGUAGAUGUUGUUUGAAAGCCAUCGCAGCAGCGUUGCGGAAUACAAUCGCUGAGACCUAAGCCUGUUUCUUAUUUGAAUUUCACGCUGUUGACGUCUUCUCGUAUGCAAUAGCCUGGCUACCCAAAACCCUCUAUGU
Cucurbitaria berberidis CBS 394.84 is the source of this 2237-nucleotide messenger RNA. RefSeq lists its product as uncharacterized. Bases 272 to 1849 code for a protein of 525 amino acids. Lineage: Eukaryota; Fungi; Ascomycota; Dothideomycetes; Pleosporales; Cucurbitariaceae. Gene Ontology annotation, molecular function: transmembrane transporter activity. The record is from RefSeq and is a predicted model, not a curated record. The transcript is spliced from 2 exons. Gene Ontology annotation, cellular component: fungal-type vacuole membrane; plasma membrane. Gene Ontology annotation, biological process: transmembrane transport.